Molecule: messenger RNA, 2707 nt
Organism: Pelodiscus sinensis (Chinese soft-shelled turtle)
Lineage: Eukaryota; Metazoa; Chordata; Testudines; Trionychidae
Source: RefSeq, a predicted model, not a curated record
CUGGCGAGGGGCGGGAGGCAGGCUGUGCCGAAGGGACUGCGGGCGAGGAAGUGCAAUUGGCAAAUGUGCCGAAUUGGUCGGGGCGCUGCAAGAUGUGCCGUGGUGCAUCCCUUGCCCUGAGCAUGCCGAAGGGCGGGGAGCGUGGUGGCCGAAGGAGCGGGAGCCUCCUUCGCUCCUGAGUCGUCAGGCAAACGGGUGGCACAUUUUAAUUUGUCUCGUGGAAAUAAAGCUCUCCCAGACGACUGCCGGAUUAGAUUUACGGGGCCCACGUCCCCCCUGGAGUCACCCUACUGCCAUCGAUGGGCUUUCGCCGGGGCUGGGGUGGGCUAGUAAUAGCUUAUGUGUUACAAACCGAACAGGGAGGGAGGAAGGAGGAGAUUUCUAGCCUAGGUGAGACCAGUGGUCUGGCUCCAUCAGCCUCCUGCGUCGGAUCCAGGUUUCAGAGGAAGAUGCUCCUCUCUGUUGGUUCAUUCGAGCCGGGCACAGAUGAGAAGUGAUUUCAUCUGACUUGUCCUCGCCCGGGACCAACGGCACCAUGGAGAUGGAGUACGAGCUGCCCAACGUCACUGCCUUCUGGUUCUCCUCAGCCCCCCAGUUCGACAACUUCUCUGCCGAGACGUCAGCCAACACCUCCCAGAAUAUUACGGGCCAGCAUUUUGACCUGACCAGCAAUGCCAUCCUGACCUUUAUCUACUUUGGGGUGUGCAUCAUCGGGCUCUGUGGCAACACGCUGGUGAUCUACGUCAUCUUCCGCUAUGCCAAGAUGAAGACCAUCACCAACAUCUACAUCCUCAACCUGGCCAUCGCCGACGAGCUCUUCAUGCUGGGGCUGCCGUUCCUGGCCAUGCAGGUGGCUCUGGUCCACUGGCCCUUCGGCAGAGCCAUCUGCCGCGUCGUCAUGACGGUAGACGGGAUCAACCAGUUCACCAGCAUCUUCUGCCUGACAGUCAUGAGCAUCGACCGGUACCUGGCUGUGGUCCACCCCAUCAAAUCCGCCAAGUGGCGCAGGCCCCGAACCGCCAAGAUGAUCAGCGUGGCAGUGUGGGGGGUUUCCCUUCUGGUCAUUUUGCCCAUCAUGAUCUAUGCUGGGAUCCAAAGCAACUACGGAAGGAGUAGCUGCACCAUCAUCUGGCCAGGCAAGUCCAGCGCGUGGUACACUGGGUUCAUCAUCUACACCUUCAUUCUGGGCUUCCUGGGGCCUCUCGCCAUUAUCUGCCUUUGCUACUUGUUCAUCAUUAUCAAAGUCAAGUCCUCUGGGAUCCGCGUCGGCUCCUCCAAGAGGAAAAAGUCGGAGAAGAAAGUCACCAGGAUGGUCUCCAUCGUAGUAGCGGUCUUCAUCUUCUGCUGGCUUCCCUUCUACAUCUUUAACGUCUCCUCCGUCUCCAUCCGUAUCGUACCUACGCCCGUCCUCAAGGGGAUGUUUGACUUCGUUGUGGUCCUCAGCUAUGCCAACAGCUGUGCCAACCCCAUCCUCUACGCCUUUUUGUCCGACAACUUCAAGAAGAGCUUUCAGAACGUCCUCUGCCUGGUGAAGGUCAGUGGCAUCGAUGAUGCAGACAGGAGCGACAGUAAGCAAGACAAAUCCAGGCUAAACGAGACCACAGAAACUCAAAGGACCCUACUCAAUGGGGACCUUCAGACAAGCAUCUGAAAGGAUGCCAGGAGUGCCCGUCUCCUCUGUCGUCUUUCCUCCCUCCCCCCCUUUAUAUGGCAGUGGCGCAUAGCAAGUCAGGUCCAGAGUAUUUGGUCUUCGUUUGCUUAGUGGACGGUGAUGUGGAGGGCGGGGGGGGCUGUGCCAAAAGUAGCCACUCUGCACGAGGCAGGCGGGGUUGUUAAUCUCCAGAAAGAUGCCUCUUAAAUGCAACUUUGUGCAUGGAAAACCAGACACGCCCACUCGUGCCGGGUUAAACCUCCAGUCCUGGGCCAAAUGCAUUCCUGUGGCAACUGCCCGCAUUGCCCCGGUGCGUUGCCCUCAGAGACGUGUUAGGACAUAACGGAGCAUGUUCACACAUCUCUAGCCACACCCAUGGAAGGUGGCAGAUCCUGCCUUGUGCACUAGCGGGGCAAGUGUGCCACAGGGCAGCCCGGGGAGGCAUUGCUGCUCGAUUUGGUCGCACAUCCCGGCGUGCCCCUCGCAGCAUAGACCAGAGGUCUUUAGACAGACCUGUUCAUGUCCGUGUCUGAGCAAAGCAGGAGACUCAGCGGGUAAGCUGAAAACGGGAGCAAGCGGACCUAAGAAUCAGACAGUAAGACAUGGAGAAUAUUUAAUUCUGUUACCCAAUCAGUAAAGGUUUCAUUUGUUAAGAACGCCUCUCCUGAAGCUCCCCUACUUUCCGGAGACUGUUCCCGCCUUUAUUUACAAGUUGCAUCGCCUGCUGCUGGAAAAGCAGCAGAACAGGAUGAAAGAGAUGCCAUCUGAUGGCAAACAGCCCAGCCCCAGUACAGCCUGUGAAGAUGGAUAGAGCUGACUUAGAUUUGCACAGGUCUCCUAAGAGAUUUGGCACCCAGCUCCAGGCAGCCUGGAAUAAUCUGUUUGUUUACACACUGGUGCCGUCAGAUGCAUACUGGUGGGAUCUAGAUGAGCAGUUACGUUUGUCGUGCACCUGUGAUCAGCUGACCUGGACUCUGCCCACCAGUCGGCCCCUCUUUCCAGGGCUAUGUCUCACCUCCCAGACCUUCCCUUUAGAUUAACUUGCCACAAAAAAAA